This is a messenger RNA of Etheostoma spectabile (orangethroat darter), 5457 nucleotides long. RefSeq names its product Janus kinase 1 (gene jak1). Bases 264 to 3791 code for a protein of 1175 amino acids. Gene Ontology annotation, biological process: intracellular signal transduction; cell differentiation; tyrosine phosphorylation of STAT protein. Lineage: Eukaryota; Metazoa; Chordata; Actinopteri; Perciformes; Percidae. Gene Ontology annotation, cellular component: membrane; cytoskeleton; cytosol. The transcript is spliced from 25 exons. Gene Ontology annotation, molecular function: non-membrane spanning protein tyrosine kinase activity; growth hormone receptor binding; ATP binding. The record is from RefSeq and is a predicted model, not a curated record.
AGGGGCCGACACUUGUCAGGAAGGGUUCGCAAGAACAGAGGAGGGCUACGUCUCCGCUCUUCAACAAAUUCCCUUAACUUAACCUAAUAGUUUUUUGUUUUUUUACCUCUGGAUACUGGAUAUCUUUCUUGGUAAGUUUUGGAAUCAAAUAGCCGUCAAACAAAUCCGUCUAGAAAGGAGCUACAACUUGUUUGAAGCGUCUAAUGUACUGAACGAAACGGAAGUAACUUGCCAGCUGUCUGGCUAAGCUCGCGAGUGUCUGAAUGCCAACUCUGUGGGUGAUGGAGUUGAGCAGGCAACUCUGUGGGAAGAUGAGGAGGUCCAGUAAGAGGGCCCAACUCUCCUGUUCUCCUACUUCUACUCGGGGCCUGGAAAUCCACUUUUACACACCGGAGGUGCACCAGCUAGAGUACUUCAAAGGCUGCUACACCGCGUUGGAGCUCUGUGUGGAUGCUGCCAAGAAAUGCUCAAUCUCUCCCUUGUGCCAUAACCUAUUUGCCCUCUACGAUGACACAACUGGCAUUUGGUACCCCCCCAACUAUGAGUUCAAUAUCACAGAUGAAACCAGUGUCAAGUUGCACUAUCGCAUGAGGUUUUAUUUCAGAAACUGGCAUGGCACCACUGAAGGAGAGUCUCCAGUUUGGAGACACUGCAUCAGUAAACUCAAAGGAGGAUUUAGCCCACAGAAAACACCAGAAGGAACUCCCCUACUGGACGCUGCCUCUCUUGACUACUUGUUUGCCCAGGGGCAGCAUGACUUUCAGACAGGCGUGGUUCCGCUGAGGAUGUCCCUCUCAGAGGCCGAGCAACACGAGAUAGAAAACGAAUGUUUGGGCAUGGCUGUGCUUGCUAUCACUCACUAUACAAUGGAUAUGCCCACACCGAUUGCUUCCCAUGAAAUCAGCUACAAACGUUUCAUCCCAGAGUCGCUGAACCGCAACAUUAAGCAGCGCAACUUCCUGACACGCAUCCGCAUCAACAAUGUCUUUAAGAAAUUCCUCAGUGAAUUCAACCGCCGCACAAUGAAGGACAGCAACAUCACGCUGUACGACCUGAAGAUCAAGUACCUGGCCACACUGGAGGGCCUGACCAGCGGCCUGGGCAGUGAGGUGCAUGAGCCCAUCUCGCUCAGUUUAACGCAGGAAGGAGAUGUCUGCAAUGGAGGUUACACUGGGCACAUCAACCAGAACCAAGGACAGAGCAAGAGUGAGAACACGGAGACUAAUUAUGGCAUGGAGAUCCUGGUUACUGGUACCACCGGCAUUUCCUGGAGGAAGAAGCCUUCUACAACACCUGUGGUCGCCAAAGAAAAGGGCAAGUCAAAGAAGAACAAGUUGGAUGGAAAACAGAAAAAUGAUAAAAAGAAAGAGGUGAAUGACAGCUGGGUAGUGUUCUGUGACUUCCAUGAGAUCACACACACUGUCAUCAAAGAGGCGACGGUCACCAUCUACAGACAGGACAACAAGAGGAUGGAGUUGCACAUGGCUUCUAGGGGUGAGGCUCUGUCCUUUGCAGCCCUUGUGGAUGGUUACUUCAGGCUGACAGUGGAUGCCCACCACUUUCUGUGCAAAGAGGUGGCCCCAGCGUCAGUGGUGCACAACAUCAAGAACGGCUGCCACGGACCCAUCUGCACGGAGUAUGCCAUCCACAAGCUGCGUCAGGAGGGCAACGAGGAGGGUACCUACAUCCUGCGCUGGAGCUGCACUGACUACCAGUACAUCAUCAUUACUGUGGUCUGCAAUGAGAUCGACCUGAUGGAGUCACGUUCUGUGUGUCAGUAUAAGAACUUCCAGAUUGAAGUGUCAUCUGAAGGGUUCCGCCUGUACGGCACUGAAACGUUUCGGACCACUCUUGUUGAGCUGCUGGAGCACUUGGAGGGCCAAAGCCUUCGCACCGACAACCUCCAGUUCCAGCUGCUACGCUGCUGCCCUCCACAGCCCAGAGAGGUUUCUAACUUGCUGGUGGUCACUAAAGAAAGAGCACCGACCCCUCAGACUCUCAUGCAGACUCAGCUCAGCUUCCAUCGCAUUCUCAAGGAGGAGAUUGAACAGGAGGAGCACCUUGGGCGGGGAACAAGAACCAACAUCUACUCAGGCACCCUGAAGGUGAAGAGUGAGGAAGAUGAUGAUGCAGGUUACUCAUCCUUCCAGGAGGUCAAGGUGGUCCUAAAGGUGCUUGGUUCUGGACACAGGGACAUCUCCCUGGCUUUCUUCGAAACAGCCAGCAUGAUGCGACAAGUGUCCCAUAAACACAUAGUGCUGCUGUAUGGAGUGUGUGUCCGCCACCAGGAGAAUAUCAUGGUGGAGGAGUCUGUCCAGCUAGGACCACUGGACUUGUUUAUGAGGAGACAGCAGAGCCCACUCGGCACACCAUGGAAGUUCCAGGUGGCCAAGCAGCUGGCCUCAGCUCUGAGCUACUUGGAGGACAAAAAGCUGGUUCAUGGCUUUGUGUGUGCUAAAAACAUCCUGCUGGCCAGAGAUGGACGGGGCACCGAUGAAGGAGGGCCCUUCAUCAAGCUCAGCGAUCCAGGAAUACCAAUCACAGUACUCACCAGAGAGGAGUGUGUGGAUCGUAUCCCAUGGAUCGCUCCAGAGUGUGUGAAGAGCACGUCCUCCCUGAGUGUCGCAGCAGACAAGUGGGGCUUUGGUACGACUCUGUGGGAGAUCUGCUAUGAUGGAGAGGUCCCCCUCAAAGACAAGAAACUCACAGAGAGGGAGAGGUUUUAUGAAACCGAGUGCCAACUGGCCACCCCAGACUGCAAAGAGCUUGCAGAACUGAUGACCCACUGCAUGAACUACGACCCCAAGAAGAGACCUUUCUUCAGGGCAAUUGUCAGAGACAUAGACAUGCUAGAGGAAAAGAACCCAUCUAUCAAACCCCAGCCUACACCAGAGGUGGACCCAACUAUGUUUGAAAAGAGAUUCCUAAAGAAGAUCAGAGAUCUGGGAGAGGGUCACUUUGGUAAGGUGGAGCUGUGUCGCUAUGACCCUCGGGGAGAUAAAACAGGUGAGCUGGUGGCAGUGAAGUCCCUAAAGCCAGAGAACCGGGAGGAGCAGAGCAACAACCUCUCGAGUGAGAUCAACAUCCUGAAGGCACUCUACCAUGAAAACAUUGUCAAGUACAAAGGCAUCUGCCAAGAGGAUGGUGGUCAGGCCAUCAAGCUGAUCAUGGAGUACCUUCCACUGGGCAGUUUAAAGGAGUAUCUACCCAGAAACAAAAGCAAGACCAGCCUCAGCACCCUGCUCAGCUACUCUAUCCAGAUAUGCAAGGGAAUGGACUAUUUGGGAUCUCGAAAUUACAUCCACCGGGACCUGGCUGCCCGGAAUGUGCUGGUGGAAAACGAGAGGACGGUGAAGAUCGGAGAUUUCGGCCUCACCAAGAGCAUCAAGGACAACGAGGGAUAUUACACCGUCAAAGACGAAAACGACAGCCCUGUUUUCUGGUAUGCUCCAGAGUGUCUGACUCACUGUAAGUUCUACCUUGCUUCCGACGUUUGGUCCUUUGGGGUGACAAUGUAUGAACUCAUCACCUACUGCGACUCGUCCAAGAGCCCGAUGACGCUUUUCCUCGGGAUGAUUGGUCGAACUCAGGGUCAGAUGACUAUCAUCCGAUUGGUGAAUGUGUUGUCAGAAGGGAGGAGGUUGCCACGUCCCGAAGGCUGUCCUGAGCAUGUGUACGAGCUGAUGCGUCGAUGCUGGGAGAACACGCCCGAGAGGAGAAUCACCUUCAAGCGGCUGGUGGAGGAGCUGACCACCAUGCAGCAACAGCAACAACCACAAAACAACCUUUAAACCCCCUCAGACUGUUAAAGCUCUGGGAGUGAAGUUGACGUUUGCGUGCAGACUCGGGACCGGAACAGCAACACUGACCUGAGAGCAGCAGCUGCUUGUGCAGCUUCAUUGUACUAAGAGACAGCCCUAAAGGAUCAAAGCCUUACACGCCAUGCUCCCUCAUACUCGCAUAUAAACCUUCCACAACCGAGAAAAGACUUUCAAUCCUAUCAGUCAUUUUAGUCUGCAAUAUUUUUAUUUCUCAUAUUUGUCAUACUAGUCCGAGUUAUGAGUAUUUUAAAUGAAACCGUGUAUCCUAUCAACUAUUGUAGCCUAAGCCUGAUGCUAAACGUGACCUAUCUUAGAAAGGACUUCCGAGUGUAUCUAACGGAUUUAAUUGUCUGCAUUGCCAGAAAUGUCAAAUUUGGCCUGGCUUUGCCGCUGUAAUGUGCCAGAGGCCUUUCUAAUGGCGUGGACUGAUAUCACUCUCACUGAUAGACUCAAUGAAGACCGAGCAUCGGAAGGCCACGCCCACUUUCAUACGGUCAAACGAUUAUGUGGUGGUAUUCUUUGUAACGGACAGCGAGUGGAUCACUGAUGAAUCAUGUUGAGCAUUGCUCCGAUGGAUGGACACAGGCAUUAACACAUACUGAAGAUGUGGUUUUUCAAGGUUUAGGCCACGGCUGUUUGUCUCAUGGACUCCCAUUUGGGUGUAUUUCUUCUUCUAGUUAGAGCGCCAUGGAGUGAUGGAUAAAAUAUUUUCUGUGCAGAUGCAGUCACUAAGAACUGGCUUCAAAUCAGUCAUUUUCUAGCUAAAAUGACAAAAAUAUAUUGGUUCUAGCUUUUAGUUUUAGACUGUUGGAUUAAACAAACAAUUUAAAACAUGUCUUAGGUUUAGGAAACUGUGGCGGGCACUUUCCACUAUUUUUGGACAUUUUAUAGACCAAUUUAUUGAGUCUUACCCAAAGUGACCAGACACAGGAAGGUUUGAGUUGCAUCUGCACAGGAACAGAACUUUUUUUUGUCUUUUAAAGGUUAUGGCUCUCUCAUCAAUCUUCCAUGUGGUUUCAUCUUCAAAUAACCAGGAUUUACAUCUUUUGCAUUGUAUUAAGGACCUCGUAUUGUUUAGGGUGGUCCAGUUUAUAAUCUCUAAUCAAGCUUUGUUCUUUAAAUGUAAGAAAUCAGGUAAGUUAGUGGAGGAGAUACAGAUUAGUACCUGUGAGAGACACUUGAGGGCAGUAGCACUUCACUUUUUCUCUCCCUCUGUGUUUGCAGCUUUCCACAAAUACUUAACAAAAUGUCUAUAUACUAUACAGGAUAGUGUACACAAAAAAGGAUAGUUACAGAUUGUAUAUUGAACACACACUUUAAAGUCCAAAAGAACAAUCAUUGUUCACAUGAAAUUUUAUGUUAUUACGGUUAAAACUAUUUUGAGUGACAUUCAUGAAAAUGAUGUAUGUGUGUUCUACUUGUAAUGUUUUCUUUUAAUUUUCCAAUAUGACCGAACAUUUAUACCAGUGUAUUUUAUGAGUAUGUGAAAUAGUUUGAGCAGAGGGUUUUUUUCUUUUUUAAAUCCAUUAGUAGACAAACAGCAAAAUGUUGCUCAGUCAUCAUGACUAUGGUCAGUUGUUCAUGUAACUGUAUGGCUUGUACUGUGAAUAUCAACAAAAAAAAUGGAUUGUCAAGA